AUGAAACGCUGCAACUUUAAUAAGCUUAUGGAGUUAUGCAAAGAUUAUCAUGAAGCAUACACUGCUCUUUAUAUGCUGAAAUCAUCUGACGAAACAAAAAUCAACCAAGUCUAUGAAGGUCUCAAAAACAAAUUAUUGGAUACAAAAGUUGUCACUCCAGCACAAAUGUGUAAGUCUAUUUCGAAUGCAGCAAUAUUUAAUAACAAAUAUAUUAUAUCAUACUUUAUUUUAUUCAAAAAGAUAUUUGACGAAUUAAUUUCAGAUCGGACAGAAAUAUUAUCUUAUAAAGAAAGUAAACUUAAUAGUGUGUAUUAUAAGUUCAUAGAUGCUAUCCAGAGGGAAAAAGAAAUAAAUCAAGAUCCUCAAGAUAUUUUAUGUAUCGAAAAAGAGAACCCCAUUUUCAAGGCAAUUAUGGAUGACGAUUUACGAGCUUUUAUAGCUUUUUCAGAAUUCGAAGGAUUUCGUGAAGAUCAAAAAUAUGUGAGUGAUUUCUUUCCAGAUAGUAUUACCGAAAUUGGAGGUAUCCAAGCAGGAACUAAAAAGGAAUAUUCAUUACUUGAAUUAUGUUGUUAUUAUGGAUCAGUUGAUUGUUUUAAGUUUUUAAGAACACGAUUCAAUUCAAUUAUCACUAAAGAUUGUCUUCAGUUUUCAUUUUUGAGCGGAAAUCCAGACAUUAUGUCCCAAUGCAUAAAGAGUCAUGUAGAAUAUUAUAAUUGCAUGCCAUAUGCGAUCAUUUCACACAAUAUUGACUUUAUUUCUUUCUUGAUCAAUGAGAAACAUCAAACUAUUAAUUUAAGAUAUUGUAUUGAGUUUAAUAAUAUAUUAGCAUUUUUGGUACAUUUGGAUCAAUUUAAUGCUAUCAACGAAUGCUUUCCUGCCUCAAUUCAUUUCAACAUCAAAGGACUCCGGGGUUAUCUUCUUUCGCAUGGUGCAGAUCCUAAUGCUACAACCAUUGAUAAGUUAACAGCUCUUCAUUUAUCAAUUCUUGAAAAAAACACACGAAGAGUACAAUUUCUUAUUGCAAAUGGUGCCAAUGUUAACGUAUUAGAUUCUAAAUUUAGAACUCCACUUCAUUGUGCUGCCGAAAAUAACUGCUUGGAAAUAGCAAAAAUUCUCUUAUCACAUGGCGCAAAAAUAAGGGUUAAUGAUAAAAAUUAUCAAACACCACUUCAUUAUGCAGCUCGAGGUAAUGCGAAGGAAAUUGUCGAAUUGCUCCUUUCACAUGAUGCGUUUGUCAACGAUCUUGAUAAAAAUGGAAUGGCACCUAUUCAUAUUGCAGCAUUAUAUAAUAGCAAGGAAACAUUAGAAUUUCUUUUGUCACACGGAGCAUCCACCCAAAACAUAAUGAUUAAGAGAACAACUCUACUUAUGAUUGCUGCAAUGGGAAAUAGUAAAGAAACUGCAGAAUUUCUUAUUUCUCAUGGAGCUGAUGUCAAUUCCAAUGAUGGUCGGGGUACUCCACUUCAUUAUGCAGUCAUUAAUAAUAGCGUUGAAACAGCUAAAGUUCUGAUUGAACAUGGAGCAAUCUUCGACUCAAAAGUAUAUAGUAUUACAAUUCCACUUCAUAUUGCAGCAUUAAUGGGGAAAAAAGAGUUCGCCGAAUUGUUUUUUUCACCUGUGGCAAAUACAUUUACAUUUGAUUAUUAUAAAAAAAGAACUCUACUUCAUAUUGCAGCAAUAAAGGGAAAAAAGAGAUUGUGGAAUUGCUUUUAUCACAUGGGGCAAAUAUCAACCAAUUUGAUUCUUCUAAAAGUACUCCCCUUCAUAUUGCAGCAAUAA
Molecule: messenger RNA, 1779 nt
Organism: Trichomonas vaginalis G3
Lineage: Eukaryota; Parabasalia; Trichomonadida; Trichomonadidae
Product: spectrin binding
Exons: 1
Coding region: 1-1779 (592 amino acids)
Molecular function (GO): protein binding
Source: RefSeq, a predicted model, not a curated record